CAAUCCUCCCUUCCCGAGGCCGCGAUGCGCGAUCACGAGAGGGCGAGCUAGCGGGAGUGGACGGACAUGGUGUUUGGCUCCUGCGACGAUGGCACUCCAAUUUUAUUGUUAUUUUUUCGAAAAUCUUUUCGUUUUUUACAGUCCAGCGUAGUCGUUCAGAUCAGUUGGCCACCUGUGCCGCCGAUCCCACAAUCCAAGUUCCAUAACAAAAGGACCCGCUCGUGCCGCCCAAUUUCACUUUUCUAACAACACUACAUUACCUCGCAGCUUGUGGCAACCUUGUUCAGUGUGAUCGUCCCUUUAACACCUGUUGUAUCCCAUCCCAUCCCAUCCCUAUCUCCCAUCUUCAUCUCCUGCCCCGCUCGCUCUUCCCCUCUUCUCCACUUGUGAUCAUUGAGUGAGUUUCUGUGUGAGUUUCUGAAAUCAUCAUUCAGGGUUUCCCGACCUGCUUGUCUAGAGUUUGUCGGAAGUAAGAGGAAGCUGUGUUAGCUGUAUCUGUGAAGAACGUCGUCGGUCGCGUGGUGUUGUAACAAAAAGUCGAUUUUGAGUUCAUGUGGUGAGAGGAGGCUUGCGCCUGACGCGAUCAAACUUACGGCUCGAGCGUAGGAGCGCAUCUCUAGUAUAGUCGCGUUGGGGUGGGUUGUCUUCGCUUGCGUCUCGGAGUUUGUGGUACGUGUCGAGGUUAGAGAGGGUGUGCGAGGGGUCCGCAUCAAGCUGUGCCAUCUCGCGAGGCGGUCAGUGCCAGUGCGAGAGGAUAGCAUUUUGAUUGAGUGAAAUUUACCGAGCACUCCCUGGGUACGUGAUUCACAAAGAGUGUCUGUUAGGAACGGAGUGAGUAGUUCAAAGGAAUUGGGUGAUAUAUUUUAGUGAGGUAGUCGGCAGGAUUGCACUCGGGAGAAGAGGUCGUGAGCACAAGAGUUGAGUAAGCUGCCCUCCAUGCGGUUCUCACAUAAAGCAGACAGAGCCACGCCUCUCAAAUCGGUCGCGCCCUACCAAGUCGACAAGAUGAGCUACAACAACAAUAACAGCAGCAAUGUGGCGAUUCCAGUGGGGUUCCGAUUCCACCCUACGGACGAAGAAUUGGUCGGAUGGUAUCUGCACAACAGGGUCACUGCGCCGCCACCAGAGCCCAGGGAGGACGACCAGAGGAUCAUCCGCGAGCUCGACCUCUACAAACAUGAGCCCUGGGAUCUCGCAGAGGUAUGCAAGAUUCCAGGCGACCAUUCCGUGAACCAGAACAACUGGUACUUCUUUAGCCAUAAGGACAAGAAGUACCCCACCGGCAACCGCGCCAACCGUGCAACCAAAGCGGGGUUUUGGAAGGCCACAGGGCGGGAUAAGUGCAUCCAGACCAGGUAUUCUGUGGGAAUGCGCAAGACUCUGGUGUUCUACAAGGGCCGGGCGCCUCAUGGCCAGAAGACCGACUGGAUCAUGCACGAGUUCCGUCUAGACGACGGCAACCAGGCAUUCCGCGGUUUCGAUGAGGCGGGCGCGUGGGUGGUUUGCCGCGUUUUCAGAAAGACCAAAAACAUCAAGACGAAGGGUGACGAUACCCCUUCAACUUCCAUGGAAGAGGACCAGCACAUCGCUCUGCAGCCCGACAUCACCGAUUCCCCGGAGAAAUUUUCAAGUGAUGGAGGGGAAGAUGGGAGAGAUGUGGACUACCCACCAACAAAUAUGGUUCCGAAUCAUAUUGCCAAUUACGAUAUGCAUUGCAAGCAGGAGCUCUUCCCGGUGAACGAAUUCAGGAACCUCCAUCACAACCUGCCUGUGCACCUUGAUAACCAUGGGAUUGAAGCUAUAUUGCCUCAGAGUGUCGCCCCUCACUCGUUGUUCAGGAUCACUGCUGCCUCCACACGGUCCAACUACAGCGCUAUCCACCUUCCAUCGUCCGAUUUCGAUCAACAGAUGCUGCAGCACAUGGGAACAGGCUCCUCGGCUGCAGGUUUAUUCUCCCCUAUGCCGAACAAUGCUUAUCAUGCGAUUAUCGAUGAUCAUCCUCCGAGGCCGCACAUCCGCGGAAUGGGAUACAGGAACAGCUCGGAAAUAUUGAAUGGUCUUGCAGAAUUUCAAAGCUUUGGUCACCCGGCUCUGCAGGGCGACCAGACGCUAACGGAUGUUGUUUCCCGCCCACUGGAGCGUCUGCAGCAGUUGCAGCAGUCGACCAGCGACCUUCUUAGCACCAACUCAGUCCAUGACGUGAUUCACAAUUUCGGAAUGCCCAGUCUCUCUUGGCAAGCUCGACCUCAGAGUCACUUUGUGGAAUUCUGCACCAACCCUGACUCGAUUAACUCACACAGCUCAACGUUUUUGUCAUCCGGGGAGUGAAGGACGUGACAGCGACGCGCCUUAUCGACGCUGAAGCUGAAAGAAGAGUACAUUAUUAUUAUUCAAAGGGGGCUGGCAGGAAAAAUUCUGAAGCAGCUGCAGAAGAGCAAUUUUGAUGAUGUAUCUUUAGGAGACACCAAACGGACAAACUUUGUGUUGCACUAUUACAGAUCCUGAUCAUGUUACUCCCCCUACUCUGGCCGCAAAGUUUAAGAUAGCAGGCAUGCAGAAAAGAUAACCAUGUGUUCACUCUGCAUGACAUUCGAUCCCUGAUUUGUGACUCAUAGCCAGUCAUGACACCCCAACUAACCUAACCAGUUAGUGUUAGAGAAUCAACCACCAAGAUUUUUGCUGUGUACGGCAAUGUUAGAACUCUCCGAGGUAGAAGAUGAGAGUGAAGGAUUCAUUCUGAAACAGCCAUUUCAAAUAAACUGUUGAUAAUUGUACAUAUAUAUAUACACUUCACUCUGUCUUCGAUA
Physcomitrium patens is the source of this 2807-nucleotide messenger RNA. RefSeq lists its product as uncharacterized. Gene Ontology annotation, biological process: regulation of DNA-templated transcription. The record is from RefSeq and is a predicted model, not a curated record. NCBI's taxonomy places the organism in Eukaryota, Viridiplantae, Streptophyta, Bryopsida, Funariales, Funariaceae. Gene Ontology annotation, molecular function: DNA binding.